Sceloporus undulatus (fence lizard) is the source of this 4641-nucleotide messenger RNA. Its product is annotated as WD repeat and coiled-coil-containing protein-like. The coding region runs from base 327 to 2600 and encodes 757 amino acids. Gene Ontology annotation, molecular function: kinase binding. NCBI's taxonomy places the organism in Eukaryota, Metazoa, Chordata, Lepidosauria, Squamata, Phrynosomatidae. The record is from RefSeq and is a predicted model, not a curated record. The transcript is spliced from 5 exons.
AGAAAGAGUCCGCUUGGUUUUCUUCGUCGUCCUCCCCACCCUCCGCAGACCAGCGCCCCUGGUGGCGGCUCGAGGGAAAAGCAUGUUGCCCAGCAGCGGCGCCGCUGCUCCCUCGACACCUCCUCCUCCUUCUGGGCAGGCGCGGCCCUAAGGAAGGGACUGAGCGGCCAGGAGAAGAUCAUCCAGGCUGACAAAGGCAAGAAGUGAAUAUCCAUGACAGAGAAUCAGAGACACAUGCAGAACCAAUCACUCAGAGAAGUUUGGCAACUCACAGACAGUCACAGCGUGGAUUAUUUAGUUGUGAUGUAUUCCACUAGAGCUUAACCAUGGAACUGGGGAAAGGAAAGUUGCUACGAACUGGCCUCAAUGCCUUAUAUCAGGCCAUUCAUCCAGUGCACGGAAUUGCCUGGACAGACGGAAAGCAAGUAAUACUGACAUCUUUAUACCUACAUAAUGGAGAGCCUCAGUUUGGCAACUCAAAUGUCGUUGGUCAGUUUGAACACGUCCAUGGACUUCACUGGGGUCCGUCUUCUGAUUCUGAUCUCCCUGCCCUCCUUGCUAUUCAGCAUAAAAAACAUAUCACCAUGUGGCAACUGUGUUACAGUGUUUCUGAGAGAAACAAACUGAUGGUUUAUCAAAUUAGUGAAAUUAGUGAGCUGUUUCCCAUACUUCCUCAGGGGUGUGUGUGGCAUCCAAGCAAAGAAAUCUUGGCUGUGUUAACAACGCGAGACACAUCAGUCCUGCACUCGGUUCGGCUCAACAGUUCCAGGAUCAAAGCAGAUAUUAAAGGCACUGGUCUCAUCCACUGUGCUUGUUGGACUGAGGAAGGCAACCGCUUGGUGGUAGGGAUAGGCAGUGCCCUCCAUUCCUAUAUUUGGGACGAUGAUCAGAAAACAUUAUGUGCAUGCUCUUUUUGCCCAGUAUUUGAUGUGGGAGGCUACAUCUGUGCAAUUGAAGCCACCUUGAAUUCUCAAGUGGCUGUUGCUACUGAGCUUCCAUUAGAUAAAAUAUGUACUUUGAAUGCCGGUAUUUCUUUUGAGAUGCCAUCUGAGGUUGUGGGAAACUCUGUUCCUUCCCAAACCACCUCACUGAGCUGUGAAGAAGAGCACUCCAUGGAGGGUGGAAAAAGGCUACCAGACCAAGAGAAAUCUGGGUCAGCAUCUUCUCCUGUGGAUCUGACCCAUCUCUCCUCAAGCAAACAGCGAUCUGAUAAUAGUCCUCUAGUUCAUCUUAAAUCCAAGGAUUACCUCACAGGAAGUGGUCAAGAUGCCUCACACCUGAUUUUGGUAUCGUUUGAAAGAAAAGUGACAGCUACCAAAAAGGUCAGCCUCCCCGGUAUUCUGGUCCCUGAUAUAAUGACUUUUGAUUCAAAAACUCAAACUGUUGCUGUAGCCUCCAACACUUGUAAUCUAAUUUUAGUUUACUCUUUAACCCCAUCUCAUUUGCCCAAUAUUCAACAGAUUCAACUGGAUAAAAGCGAGAGGCCUAAGGGAUUAUGUUUCCUCACAGAUAAACUCUUGCUGACAUUGGUUGGAAAACAAAAAUUAACAGACCCUGCUUUUCUUCCAUCCUCACGCUCAGACAAGUACAUUCUCCGCUUGAUGAUCAAAGAGAUUGUAAGCAAAGAAGGUUGUUCCACGCUUUCAGGUGCUACCCAGGUUUGCUUCACAAAUGUACCUGUAAAGAAAGAGACCAUUGAAACACAUGCUUCAGAUGCUCACCCUCUGAAAGAUGGUUUGCUGCUUCCAGGUUCCACUGUUCUUCAGUCCCCUAGAAGUAGAAGAAAACUCAUAGAAGAAAUAAAGAGCCCUGCGACUGAGCAGAAUCUGUCAGUGAGUAUGGUUGACUCCAAGGAGAAGAAGAUUCCCAAGGACUUCCCUCAGUCCCUGGAAACUUUAGAUAUUGAGCCAACAAAUCGCUCUCUGGUUCUUCAAGGACUUGAAUCAUCUUCAGGAGUGUCAAAUGUACCCAUUCCACAAAACAAAUCACUCCACAGUUCUCAUGAAAUGUCAAAUGCCUCAAAAACGAACUUAUUGCGAAGUGACAAAGAAGCCAGUUACAUCUCUAAAAACCUGGAAAGACUGUGCAGCAGCUUUACAGAACUGCAUCAUCAGCUUUUUGAAGUGACAGAACUUCUGAAGUCUGGGAAAAAAACUGUUCCACGAUACCCAUCUUCUCGUGAACCCUCUUUUGUUAACAUCAUUUACCAGAAGGAGUCUUCAGGAAAUGUUACAUCUGAAAAGCGAGCUGUUAUCCUCUGUGAUGGUAAACUUCGUUUAAGUGUCAUUCAGCAGAUUUUCAAUUUGUGUCUCAUUGAAAUGCAGCAUGAUGUAUCCUGGAUUGUUCUUGCUGCAGACAGUGAAGGCUUUAUUCCGUUAACAUUUGAUACCCUGCAGGAAAUAGUCAUAAGAGAUGCUAGUGCCAACUGUAACAACUCUUCCAAAAUGCUGGAUACCGUCAGUUCUACAGGUGGGUACACGAAGAUUUCUUCCCAAACUCUGGACCUUGCUACCAGUUCUAUGGAAGUACUGAGAGAAUGUUCUUCCCAGAGUCUUGUAGGGAGCAGCAGUUCUUCAGGGCAAGCCACCACACCCUCAUGAAUGAAGAAAAGUUGUUCAGCAAGGUUGAUUUGUUAGUGGUCCUUACUCUGGGCAUAAUUAAAACUGAUUUUUCACUCAAUGUUAUGUACUGUAUUGUACAACUGUGUGAUGCUUUGCUGUGUUGUAGAUCAUGCCUUGCACUGUCAGUUUGGGUGCGUUUUAUUUUCACAAUUUUACCACUUUGUGCAAACUGCAGGUCACUUCCAUGAUGCAUUUAAAUUAUUUGUCUGGCAGCUUUUGUAGACCAGGUUCGCAUGUUAACCCUGUUUGCUAAGUUGACUCAACAAAUUUAUAUUUUCACAUUGCAUCACCUGUUGUGUUUUUCUACUAAAUACAAAGUUAAAUGUUAGCCAAAGCAUAAACAUCUUGGGAUGGGAGUGCCCUUUACAUUUACUCAGGAGAAAUCUCAUUGGCAUGAAAAGACAGGGGAGGAAAUGUAUGGAUGUUGUUUCUAGUGCUUGUUGAAGUUGAAAACAAAUGUGGGUCAUAUUUAUUUGUUAUUUAUUUAUUUAUUAUAGUGUCAUAUAACAAAAGUCCUGCAACUGCAGUUUCUGUAUUAUUAAACUAAGAUAAUUUUGUAUUUUACCAGUGCCUGUUGAGAAUGCUAUGCACUUAAACAAGUUAUUUAGCUCAGUUUAUGAAAGUACUCACUAAUUAGUACCAAAGUCCUUUAGAGGAUAAAAGCUCCUUAUUCUGAACAUAGUACAUCUCAUCUCUGUCUUCCUUCAAACGGUCCAAUCACUAGACAUGUUUUUACUAUGCAUGUAUAGAAAGUGAACAGCUCUAGGCUGUUUUCAGAAUAACAAAAAAGGAAAUGUAUAUAAUUCAUAAUGGUUGUAUGCAGGCUUUUUGCUAGUAAGUCUGAAAUGGUAUUACAGCCACUGUACUGUUUGUAAUCAUUGUGCUGAAUGGGUUUGAAGAUGUUUGGGAGGUUGCAGCUGGUGCAGAAACCUGCUGCCCAUGUAUUGUCAGGGAAAGUGAGAAGUGAAAUUAUUAUGCCAGUUAUUAUUAUACUGGCUGUCAGUGAAUGACUAGGCCUAAUUCAGAAUGUUAGUACUAUUGAUAAAGCUCUAAAUGGCUGAGGGCGCAAAUAAUUGAACUUCUGUACUGACCAACCUGGGAUUUAAGACCAUCUGGAGAUGCUCUGCUUGUGAUGCCUUUAAUGAAUGUAAUCUAUAUGGCAGAGCUUUCUCAUUGGUGGUAGCCAAACUGUGGAACUCCCUCAUGAUGAAGAUCCGGUUGUCCUUUCCCCCAUGCUGUUGUUAUUUAGGCACCAACUGAACACAUAUUGACUUGUGUGAGCCUUUGGGGGAUAGGGAAGUGCAACAUUGGUUUACUGAACUGUAUUGUGUCUUUAUUAUCUCAGAAUUAUUUUAAUAGUAUUUAUGUGUUAGCAGUGGUGGCUUCUGGACUGAGCAUGAACUGAUGUCUGACUCCAAAAUGAGGGGGAGAGAUAUCCCCUCCCUUGCUCAAUUCAUGGGUCGUCUGUGUAUAUAGGACUAUUUUUAUGUACAUGGUUAAGCUGCCUCUUUGUGAGGAAGGGCAGCAUAUAAAUAAAACCACUAUAAAAUGUUUAAUUUAAUUUUUUUAUUCAGAAUGUGUGGCAGCCAUUAAAACAUAGCUGUUGUAGUUUGAGCUUCUGGCAUCCCAAUACAUCACUGCUAUCUAAUUCAUUGCAAGAUUUGUUGACUGGUAUUAAAGUAGAUCAGUGUUUUAUUUCUCUUGAGAGUGCUGAUAUUUUGCACUACCGUUUUGUUGGUGGGAGGACAUCAUAUAUUGCUGAAGAUGUGCUUUACUUAUGGAUGAAAAUGAAACAACUGGAUAGGGUUCCCCAGAUGUGUCAACAGAGAAAAAAGAUCAAAUGCGGCCAAAUUAGAUGGUUUAUUGAACAUACACCAAGUGAACAUAUUACAAACAUUGCAUUAGCAAAUGACCUGGACUAUCUUUUAAAUGGGUAAAUGUGUAAAAAUGUCAAGUAUGACAAUGUGAUUAUCUGUAAAAAAGAAAGCAUUUAAUAUUAAAUAUGAAAUUUGGACCAAGA